Molecule: messenger RNA, 1281 nt
Organism: Hypoxylon fragiforme
Lineage: Eukaryota; Fungi; Ascomycota; Sordariomycetes; Xylariales; Hypoxylaceae
Product: GatB/YqeY domain-containing protein
Exons: 2
Coding region: 284-916 (210 amino acids)
Cellular component (GO): mitochondrion
Molecular function (GO): carbon-nitrogen ligase activity, with glutamine as amido-N-donor
Source: RefSeq, a predicted model, not a curated record
GAAUUGACCAAUGGGAGAUGUCCCUAAACCUCAGCACACCUUACGCCGAUCGUGAUAAUUUAAUAAUUUGGGACCACAACUUGGAACUCAUACCCUUCCAAACCUUCAAAGCUCAAAAAACCACUUUAAACAUCCCGAGAUCUACCCCGGUUUGCCCGUGCCGCCUACGCAUUGUAACAUACCAGCAUAUCUAUGAUAGUCGCUUAAAUUAAAAAUCAACUGACACACCAGCCUUCCCCCCCCCUCCCCCCCUCCCCUGAUUUCGUCACGUUCGAGAAACACCAUGGCGGCCUUACGACCUUCCUUCCGCAUCGCGGCGCGCCUAUCCCAACGAGCGCACCACCUCGGAGCAGCAAGAGCAGCAGUAGCAGCGCCUCGCCUCCUACGAUGUAACAACCCGCGCCCCUACUCCACCGCCGAAGUCGAGGCCGCCCCGCCAGUGCCGCCGCUGCUCCAGAAACUCCGGGCCGACCUCAAGACAGCCAUGCGCGCAAAGGACGCCCCCCGCCUAACCGCGAUCCGCACGAUCCUCGCCCUGACGCAAAGCGCCGCCAAGAGCUCCGAGCCCAUCACCACAGACGCGCAGCUCGUCGGGCUGCUGAAGAAAUCCUCGCGCGCCGCCUCCGACGCCUCGGCCGAGUUCGCCGCCGCCGCGCGCCAGGACCUCGUCGACAAGGAGGAGGCGCAGAGGGCCGUGUACGACGAGUACAUCGCGUCGAGCGGCGUCGCGAAGGUCUCCGAGGCGGAGCUGCGCGCCGUCGUGGACCUGGCCGUCGUCGAGGAAGGGGGGGCAGAGAAGAAGCCGCGCAUGCCCGCCCUCCUGAAGGUGCUCAUGGCCCCCGGGGGCCCGCUCGACGGCAAGGACUACGAUAAGGCGGUGCUGGUCAGGAUUGUGAAGGAGGUACUGGAGAGCUAGCCGACGAAUGAAUGAAUGAAUGAAUAUCCUACUCAAAAAGGAAGGAGAAAGAGAGAGAGAGAGAGUUAACUUAGCUACCGGGAGAACUAAACAAGAUCUCCUUUGCGAAUGGGGAGCAAUACGAGCGAGCGCCGGUGUACUUGGAUUCAGAUACGACGAGAUAUACUUGACCUACCUUACCAACCUACCUAACCUUGAGUAGGUACGAUGUAUGUAUCACGUGUACACGAACACUCUGUACGAUUUCGACGAAAAAAAAAAAAGAAAAACACCAUCUUCACUCAUCCAGAGACACGAGAGAAAGAAUUCUAGCGUUUGCGCAUCCAAACUCUUCCCCUCCUUGUCUCCCUCCCCGCAGAAGUACA